CACGUGCAGCAAUGGAAACUACAUUUGGCUUCCCAGGUCAGCAUAUAGCGCAGCUAUUGAAGCCGCAGGAACUACAGCCUCUUCAAGGAGACGCUGACUACCCCUCUCAAGGCUCUCGGGCAGACGUGCUGGCGGCGGCCGCCCUCCUGUCGGAAACACAAUGACUGAUUAUGCGCCCACCAUCAUAUUAGUAAUAUCACCGAGGCUCGCAUGGGAUUCAUCUGCCUCUUCGCCUGGCAAGAGGCCCAAGCAGAGGACAGGAUGGAAGAGUUGCUUCGCACGUGAUUGCCUUCUGGCCUCGCUGGUUCAUCCGGGAAUAAUAUUUUGCACGACAUCAAACCCCACCUCUACCCGACCAUUCAGCGCUAGGCCAAUGAGGUUCAGAGAAAGCCGACGGGAUCGUCCUCUUAACUCAUCAGAGCAAGCUUGAGCGAGCAAGACCGCGAGUCAAGCAUGGAGAUAGUUCGCUAUGCUUGUGGCUAUAACCGUAGCCCAUAUUCCCGUCAACGGAGUCCUC
This is a messenger RNA of Hyaloscypha bicolor E, 517 nucleotides long. RefSeq lists its product as uncharacterized. Bases 161 to 430 code for a protein of 89 amino acids. The transcript has a single exon. The record is from RefSeq and is a predicted model, not a curated record. NCBI's taxonomy places the organism in Eukaryota, Fungi, Ascomycota, Leotiomycetes, Helotiales, Hyaloscyphaceae.